AUUCGUUGGCAUUUAAAUGCAUUGUUAAUGGUAUAAAACACAAACAAACAACUUGUGAACCAUACAUCAUCAUGGAGGUUUCCCGGCUGGAAAACAGUUCCCUUCGAGAGGAAUAUGUUUUAAAGUUGUGGGACAGCUAUAUCCUGGAUAACUUAGUAGAGGCGGCUCCCUGCAGAAUUGGAAUUUAUGACCUCAGAACUAAACGUCGAAUCACCAGCAGUGAAGGAUUCUGGGUAUCUCCAAAGGAACUAGAAGUCGUUAUCGAAGGCGUGACUUAUCCAGACCUCGUACAAAGGAACGGACUUGUCGUCAACGGAAAGACUUAUGACGUACGAUUGGCCGACGGCAAGAACGGAAUUUUUGCUCGAAAAGAAUUUGACGGAUGCACAGUGUGUAAAACCUUCACCUUACUCAUUAUCGCUAUCACGGACGAGCGUUAUGAGGCCAAAGUUUGCAACGAACAGAUAAUGCAACUUGGCGAUUUUCUAAGGAGAGGUGGAUUAUAGUGGAUUUUUGACGAUAGAAACUAUCGACGAAAUACUCAGAUAACCUUGCUUCAAGUACUUAUAGUCUGGUGUGUGUAAUACAUGUAGGUGCUUUCACACCGCUUGAGUGUACACAUUCACGUGAAAGAGUAUGAGUUUUCAUGGUACCGUUCUUUAUGAAUUACAUGCAUGUUAUUGUUACAGUGAAACUGCUGAUACUAUUAAACUCUACAGAAUUAUA
Messenger RNA from Ostrea edulis (European flat oyster), 726 nucleotides. RefSeq names its product profilin-4-like. The record is from RefSeq and is a predicted model, not a curated record. Gene Ontology annotation, cellular component: cell cortex. Gene Ontology annotation, molecular function: actin monomer binding. The transcript has a single exon. Lineage: Eukaryota; Metazoa; Mollusca; Bivalvia; Ostreida; Ostreidae. Bases 72 to 506 code for a protein of 144 amino acids.